Messenger RNA from Drosophila innubila, 5121 nucleotides. Its product is annotated as MPN domain-containing protein CG4751-like. The record is from RefSeq and is a predicted model, not a curated record. Gene Ontology annotation, cellular component: BRCA1-A complex; BRISC complex. Gene Ontology annotation, molecular function: metallopeptidase activity; polyubiquitin modification-dependent protein binding. Gene Ontology annotation, biological process: double-strand break repair. Lineage: Eukaryota; Metazoa; Arthropoda; Insecta; Diptera; Drosophilidae.
CUGCGGCUUGCUCUGCGGUAUAAUCGUGGAUAGCAAAGUUUAAAAGGUGUAUUUUUUAUAGAAGCUAGACAUAAGCGCAUGGAAAACGGUGUGGAAAAUGGUUUAUUGGCCGAUGGCGACCAACUAGAAGCUCGUGAAAACCAAAUGGGCAGCAGCACUGACGGAGAGGGUGAAGGCGAGGGCGACUCGACGCCACAGCCGCCGCAAACAACAAAUGACGAUGUAAGUGACGGCGAUGUGGAUGGGGAACGCGAUAUGUCUGUGUCGGAUGCGGCUGAAGCAGAAGCCGAAGCGGACACAGAACCAACUCCAGCUGAAAAUGCAGCACCCUGUCCGAUAUCCAUCCUGGAUGAUAGUUUGUGCGAAAAAGAUGUAGACAGUGAUGUGCCCGAUGACGACAAUGAUGACGAGGCAAAGGAAAACUACGAGGGUUUCAAUGGGACUGGACGCACUGUGACACUCCAAACACUAAUGGCUGCAAAUGUGCUACAGCCUGGAAAAUCGCUAAUGACAAUAGAUUACGUGGGAGAUCUGCUGCCGGACGGUAAAAUUAAAUCUCAAGAGACUGAAACCAUAUUUGUAACGCCCAGUGCUUGGGCCAUGCACUGCAAGAGAAUUAUAAAUCCCGAGAAGAAAAGUGGUUGCGGUUGGGCUUCCGUUAAAUAUAAAGGAAAGAAACUAGACGCCUAUAAGAAUACAUACUUGCGGAAGUGUGCUUUACAGAAGGAGUCAACACCCGAGGAUGGCGAUAUAGAUGCUGAGCGAAAAACUGAUUCGCCCGAUCUGGUUGUGAAACGCACAGUAUUUCCGCACAAUACGGCCAAUCGCAAUAUAAUUCAUGAUGCCAAUAUGCUGAUUGAGGCCGUUCCCUUUACAUCAGUUGGCAAAUUGCAACCAUUUCUGCUAAGCAUAACAUCAUCGGCAUUGUUAUUGGCCGACUUUCAUUGCCAUUUGACGGUGCGCGAGGUGUGCGGCUAUUUGGGAGGCACUUGGGACAUGAACACGCACACUUUGACAAUUACGAAAACAUAUCCAUGCCGCAAUACACGCUUUGAUCGGCAACGUGCUGGGGAAGUGGAGCGUGACAUACAGAAAAUGAUGGUACAAGAUCAGGUGCUGCUCGUUGGCUGGUAUCACUCGCAUCCCAAGUUCCAGGCUGAGCCCACUCUACGCGAUUGCGACUCCCAACUGGAUUAUCAGAUACGCAUGCGGGGCGCAAGUGACUUAACAUAUACUCCAUGCGUUUCACUCAUUAUUUCACCCUAUUAUGAAGAGAAUCCAACCUUGGAGUCGGUGGUCAAGUGUAUAUGGAUUGUGCCGCCAAAUGAAAACAAACAGUCCAUGGAAUACGGACGACCGAUGUUAAUGCAAUAUUCGGUGCUGCCCGACAAAGAGAUUCCUGAAGAGGUGCGCACUGAAAUUCAAUCCUGCGUCGAUUAUUAUACCCAAUAUCGCGGCGAGAUUGUUAAAUUUGGUAACAUUUACAAUAACGACGUGACGUACAACGAGAAAUUGAAGAACACGCUCUAUCCGAAAUUCCCAACAAAGCAAAGUGAUAAGGCGUUAUGGAAUUGGUUAUGUGCCGUCCUAGACUGUGAGCAGGAGGAUGAUUUUAUACCACCGAAGACGAUUAAGAUCAUUGACAACGACGACAAUGAAAUGAUUGUUAAAACGGAAACGCAGUCGUCAACUGAGUCGAUUAACGAUAUUAAGCUGGAGCAGCAGAUGCCCAAAGAGGAGCCAUUGGGCGAGAUAAUACACUUGAAUUCCGUUGAGGAUGUGGCACGUAAAACCGAGGAGGAAACUUCACUGCAGGCGGAGCAAAAAGCUAGCGAGUUGAAAGUAAUGUCGCUACAGGAACAACUUUGUAUGCCAUCGGGACUUAAUAUGAAUCCAGUGCGCAUGUUGUCACCGCUGGCAACACCAAAUCCAACGAAUCACACGCCAGCGGCGACACCAAAUGUCGUGGCACCAGCCAUCCCACUGAAUGCUGCAACCACGCAGCUGUUGCCACCGCAGUUGCCGUCUGUAAAUAGUGCAACAUCUGUGUCUGUUGUGCAAUCCGCUUCACCGCGCGACAGUCCCACAAAUAUACAAUUGCAAUCGAAUGCUGCCAGUCCCGCCAAGUUUGAGCUGCCAGUGCGUGCCUCGCCAUCGCCAGCCAAGUCGGAUACCUCGUCACAUACGUCACGUACACGUAACUCUCCGGCGCCGAGUCCGGGCAAGUUCAGCGUCAGCGACAUUGCCCGCAAUAGUCCGAGCUUGACACCCAAUAAAUAUGAUACAUUGGCCACGCCUCUCGUGCCGCCUUCGGCUGCGUGCUUGCCCACGGCCAAUGAUCUGAUGGCGGCCAGUUUGGCACAGCUGGCUGGACAAUUGCCGCCCAACUUUCUGCAGGCUGAUCUGUCUGCGCUUUUUCAGCAGCAACAGCGCAAGGAUUACGGCAGCUCGUCGCUCAAUCAAUUGGCUGCAGCGGCAGCUAAAGUCGGUGGUUCCAAGCAGUCGAGCAGUGCGUCGGCAUUGAGUAAUCUAAGUGAUCCCAAUGUGGCAGCUGCAGUGGCUGCUUAUUCUAAUAGCUUCAACAUGCCGUUGCCUACUAUCAACGCCAGCGGCAGCAUCAGCAGCAACAACAACAGCAAUAAUAAUAACAACACCAACAGUGGCAGCAAAUCAAAGCUGGAACGCUCCUCCAAAUCCUCAGCGUCGUCAUCAUCAUCGAACUCCAGCUCAUCUUCGAACUCGUAUAAAACGAAGCUCAUGAAAGAGUUGGAUGAGCUGAAGAAUGAUCCAUUGAAGAUGAGUGAAUUGAUAAGAUCGCCGGAAUAUGCAGCGUUGUUGUUGCAACAGGCGGAGGCAUUGGGCGCCACAACACUGGGCACAUUGGGUUUCGGUUCGGAUUUGAGCUACUUAACGAGCAAUCAACCAGUUGCAAAUCCAACAAGCAGCAAAUCUGCAAAGUCCACAUCGGCAACGUCAUCAUCGUCGGCAGCAUCGGCGGCUGCUGCUGCAGCGGCUCUUAAUGCUGACUACAACAACUUAAUACAAGCAUCCAAGUUGCUGGGCUAUGAUUCCUACAUGCAGCAGCAGACGAAGCAAAGCAACGACCUCAAUGCGUUCCUACAGCAACAUAUGGCUGCCGUGGCAGCUGCUUCAAUUCCCCCGCCUGUUGCCAGCAGCAGCAGCACAAAGAAACAGCAGCAACAGCAACAGCAGCAACAACAACAGCAACAACAACAGCAACAACAACAGCAGCAACAACAGCAGCAACAAUCUGCCGCUGAUUACACUGCAUUGUUGCAGACUUAUACCAAGUUGUUUGAUCCGAACAAUCAGUUUGCCGCCGCCAUGGCCUCCACUGGGAGCAAGCACAUGAGUGGAGCACACAAUGAACUGUCCGCCUUGUUGGCAGCUGGCGCUGGUGGCGCUGGCAGCCCUGUUAGUCUCAAGCAGAAGCAGAAGGACAUGCAGUCGGAUAUGCUCAAUCAAUUGCUGCAAUUGGAGAAACAAGAUUCGGAAAUCAAGGCACUGCUGUAUCGCCAGAAUAAGGCAGCUGCUGAUUUGGAUGCACUCUUUGCCACGCCAUCGGGUGCUGCCGCUGUUGCAGCUGCUGCUGCGGGCAAUGCCACCAAAUCGGGCAACAAUUCGUCUGCUGCUGCCACAAUUGCUACUGGCGUGCCGUCACCAUCAACUUUGUCCAAUUCGGCGGCUUAUUACAAUGCCUUGGCGCAGGAGAAGAUGCAGGAUUAUGCGGCUUUCUUUCAGCAACAGCAUGGCAAAUACGGCAUACCCGAUCCGCUGUCGAAGACAACGUUAGCCGCUAAUAAUAUGUUCAUGUCGCCAUCGGCGCUGUUUAAGAUACAGCAGGAAUCUCUAUCGGCCAUGAUGAUGAAGCCACCGAAAUCGACAACGCCAUCUUCGGCACGUACCAGAGAGUCGUCUGCAUCGCCGGCCUUGGAGCGCCUAACGCCCACCAAGUCUAUCAGUGGCGGCGGCGGCGGAGGUGGCGGUGGCGGUGGCAAUUCCAAUUCCAAUUCUGGCAGCAAAUAUAACUUUAGUGCCGUCGAUUUGGCCAUAUCCAGUGUGCCCUCGAAUACGCCAUCGCCGGCGCCAUCCGAUGGCAGCAGCGGUUCCUCGCAUCGUCGUCCAUCGCCGGAUCUGAGUCGCCUUUAUGGCGAAUUGGCGCCACCAGGUGCUCUGCUGGGCAACGCUUUGCCCAAGAAACGCAUGGAGUUUGCAUCGGUUGCAGAUUUGGCAGCUCCGCCGCCAGCAAAAAUACCCAAGAAUAAUGUUGGCGAUGAUGUUUUAAAUUUGUCACACGAUUAGGAUAGGCGAUUCGGGCGCUUCUCCUAUCGAGUGUAUGCCCCAGUGAACGCAGUAUUUCCUCAACAGUAUCUAUCCCCAAUCUUCAGUAUCUAAUGUCAAGCGAAUCUCCCCAAAACUCCAGAACCAAACAUCUUCUUUAAUAUGAUUCCCAAUUGUUUUUUAACAAAACAACUUUUUAAGUUGCAAUUGCAUGCGAUUUGAGAUUGUAAAAUGCGAAAAAUUAACAAUUUUAUUCAAUCAAUAAAAGAAUAAUAAGAGGCAGAAGGUUAAUGGAAAACAAUAAUCAGUAUUUCCACAAUGAAAAUUCAUUACUAAUGAAAAGAAUUAUUCAUUUAAAUUCAAUACGAAAUGACAUUCAUACUGCAUUGCUGAUCAUUUGUAAUAAAUUUGAUAUACUUGCAAUAUAUCCAGAAUGUAGAUAAAUACAUAUAAAGAAUUACAGAUGCAGUUACACAUAAAAAUAAAGAUACAGAUAAAGAUACAGAUACUUAUGCAUUGCAGCCCCAAUGUUGGGUAUAUUUAGUGCUUGAUGUCCUUAAACAUUUAAUUUAUACUAUUUACUAUUUUAGGUUUAAUUAAUGCACAAAGGUACUUUAAGUAUUUUAAUAUAGUACAUACACAGACUCACAAACACAUAAGCAUACACAUGCUCACACACACACUCAUACAGACACCCACACAAUACAGACAUAUAUACAUAUAUAAAGUGUAAUACCUACUGCAUAAUUUCAAAUUGACUUUGCCGCAAUAAAAUAUAUAAACUAGUUAUUUAGUUUACAAUACUAAAUAGAAAAUAAA